Vitis riparia (riverbank grape) is the source of this 1784-nucleotide messenger RNA. RefSeq names its product xyloglucan galactosyltransferase MUR3-like. The record is from RefSeq and is a predicted model, not a curated record. Gene Ontology annotation, molecular function: glycosyltransferase activity. The coding region runs from base 175 to 1608 and encodes 477 amino acids. The transcript has a single exon. Lineage: Eukaryota; Viridiplantae; Streptophyta; Magnoliopsida; Vitales; Vitaceae.
CCCUUUACAUUUUUAGCAUUUCCGUGCUUGAGUAAACAUGAAAUUUUUAUUGACAAACCUGCUCACAGCCACACCCUCCCUCUCAUAUUUAAUUCUUUUGUUCGAUCUUUGGAGAGGGGUUUUGUGCAAUCCUUCAGGGUUUUGAUGUAGGGAUUUGAGAUGUACCAGUGAAGGAUGUGGUCUGUAAGAGGGCAUUGGAAGCAGAUGGAGAAAACAGUCGCUGGGAAGUGCCUCAAUCAAUUCUGGUCUGUUCUCUUGCCUCUCUGUCUGUUCUUGUUCAUAUCAGCGCUGUUCUUUGAUUUUUGUGGUUUAAAACAAGGAGUACUCAUCAAUUUUUCAGCCAGAGCCCCUAAAAUUUUUGGUCAAAUUCAUCCUAUAGUAGAUGAGUGUGUGGGUCAAUACAUUUAUGUUCAUAAUCUUCCUAGUCGAUUCAACGAUGACCUUCUGGAGGAUUGCCAUUCCAUUAAUCAAUGGUAUGAUAUAUGCGAGUAUCUAUCCAACUCGGGACUUGGUCCCCAGCUUUCAAAUUCUGGAGAUGUUGAUGAUUUUCCAAACAAGAGCUGGUUUGCCACAGACCAGUUCCUUCUGGAAGUGAUUUUCCGUACCAGGAUGAAGGACUACAAGUGCUUGACUAACGAUUCGGCCAUGGCUUCUGCUGUAUACGUGCCGUUUUAUGCUGGCCUUGAAAUCAGCCGACACCUUUGGGGUUUCAACGCAUCAGUCAGAGAUGCUGUUUCUAAUGAUCUGAUCAAGUUUUUAGUAGAGCAGCCCGAGUGGAAACGCAUGUGGGGUAAGGAUCAUUUCUUGAUUGUGGGCAGGGUUACAUGGGAUUUCAGGAGAAUGCCUAACAACGAAUCCUUUUGGGGUAGCAAUUUUUUGAGGCUGCCUGAAUCAGAGAACAUGACUAUUCUCGGGAUCGAAUCCAGCCACGGAUCAGACAAUGACUUUGGAAUACCCUAUCCGACAUACUUCCAUCCUUCGCAUGACAGUGAGGUGUUUGAAUGGCAGGAUAGGAUGAGGAGAAGGAGACGGCAGUACUUGUUCUCCUUUGCAGGGGCGGAUCGACCUCAAGAUGGGGAUUCUAUUCGGGGAGAGAUGAUGGAUCAGUGUCGAGCUUCAAGGGAUAAAUGCAAGUUGCUGGACUGUGCAUUUGAUAAGAAGAACAACUGCAAGACGAUUAAUGUGAUGCAGAUGUUUCAAAACUCUAGCUUCUGCUUACAGCCUACAGGGGAUUCAUUCACUCGGCGAUCGACUUUUGAUUCGAUUCUGGCAGGCUGCAUUCCUGUUUUCUUCCAUCCGGUUUCUGCUUACAGGCAGUAUUUGUGGCAUUUACCCAAGGAGCAUACAAAGUAUUCCGUGUUCAUUCCAAUGAAUUACAUAAGAGAGGGUAUAGUAAGCAUCGAGAAAGUCUUGCUUGGAAUUCCAGAACAGAGAAUGUUGGCCAUGAGAGAGGAAGUAAUAAGCCUAAUCCCUAAGAUCAUAUAUGCCAAUCCAAGUUCUAAGCUGGAGACAAUUGAAGAUGCAUUUGACAUAUCAAUAAGGGAAGUUCUUCAAAGAGUAAAGGAAAUGAGGAGUGUGGGGAGGGGGGAGAGAUCUACAGUGGGAUAAGCAAGAGAGGGUGGAUGUCUCCAUUUAUGGAGGCUAAAGCUUAUUCUUUUUUUCUUUCUUCAUUGCUGUCAUAGGCUCUUUCAAUUUCUGAUGUAUCGUAGAAGGGCUUCAAUUUUAAUAUAUGAUAAGAACUCUUUCAAUACCAAUAAUGAGAAGUAACCAAUAUUUGAGUCAUA